This is a messenger RNA of Ilyonectria robusta, 506 nucleotides long. RefSeq lists its product as uncharacterized. NCBI's taxonomy places the organism in Eukaryota, Fungi, Ascomycota, Sordariomycetes, Hypocreales, Nectriaceae. The transcript has a single exon. The record is from RefSeq and is a predicted model, not a curated record. Bases 214 to 459 code for a protein of 81 amino acids.
AGUUCAAUCGGUAAUGUAAUUAUUCCUCAAUUAUUUACAUCUUUGCAAGUUUAUUGUCCUCUUUGCAAGUUGUCACUAUGUUUAGCAACACUCACGAUUGGGAUCCGUCUUCAUCAGAUGGUGUCGGUCGUCAGCAGGCCCCGCUGGCGCGCCGCACCCUACUGGGCCAGCACCCGCCACAGGCACUGCUGCACCUGAAGCGAAUGCUGCCACAUGUGUCACUGGAGACACUGGAGGAAAUGCUGCAGGCUCGCCCCCCUCAGCCGCCACUGCAGGCUCACCCCCCUCAGCCGCCACUGCAGGCUCGCCCACCUCGGCUGCAACAGCUGCAACAGCAGGCUCGCCCACAGCAAGCUCGCCCACCUCGCCCCCCUCAGCCGCCACAGCAAGCUCGCCCACCUCAGCAGCCCCUGCAGACUCGGCCGCCGCAGCAGGUGUGGCCCUUCCCAGAGCAGCUAGAGCAACUAGAGCAACUAGAGGAUCUAGAGCAGCUAGAGCAGCUAGAG